AUGUCUAUGAGAUUAUCUGAGCAAAUCAGCGAACAUGAUGCAGGGAUUGAACUGGAUCGUAUGAAGGCAGCUAUUGAAAGCUAUGCCCAACAACUGGAGGACAUUGACAAUGCUAUUCAAACUAUUCAGGAUGAGAACCAGAAGGACGAGGUUUCGCGUCAAAUCGUUGACUACCAAACGGCGUAUGAACGCAAUCCCGCGAGUAUCCCAGCAGAGGACGCGUUAGACACUAUCACUCGUUUGCAAAACACACUCAAAAUUGUGAAACGCCGUAAUCACCUUCUUGCAAGAGAGAAUACUACACAGCAGAAGUUUUUGCAGGAUCGCUCCAAGUUUCUGCUACGUGAGACAGAUGCCUACAAUACCAUGGUGGACAAGACAGGAUGGCACGAGCAGUACAUGGUGGAUCAUGAUGAUGUUCAGCAAAAGGGAGAGGAUGUCAAGGUGAUGGCGGAUCUCGAGGCGAAGGUGCGGCGGGAACUGCGGGCCGCGCAGUCUAUCAUCAAAAAGAAGGAGGCGCUCGUUGUUGGGCUCGAGGCGCAGGUGGAGCGUGGAGAGGAGAUAGACACCACGUUGAAUAUGAUCUUUAAUGAUAUCCGUGUGAAGGAACGUGAUGCACGCGAGUUGGAGAUUCAACUUGAACGACUUCGCAAAGACGACAAACGCUACGAUGAUGCUCUCACGGUAUUUGAAUCGCAACAGCAGAAUGCAUCACUGGCGUGUGUUGAGACCGAUCGUGAUUUCUUAAAGGAUGCCGUUCUGGAAAUGAAGGCCGUUUGUCGCCGACAGGAUAACGUCAUGCGGGCACAAAUGACACGUCAGCAGCAACUUCAUGCACGUCUUGACACCAUCUUUAAGUCUCUCCGUGAAAUGAGACUAGAGGAGGAGUUCAAACGCAACGUUCCAAAAUCCGCUCUGGUGCCUUCUGCCUGUCGUGAGGAGCCUGAAGACGUUUCUAAGAUUCUUCCUGAAGAGGAAUUUAUUCCCAUUCACACGUAUCGUCUUAUUCACAAAAACAAUGAGACGAUGCGCACCAAUGUGGCACGAAAGAACAUGCUGGUGUUAGAGAAGGAGGGAGUUAUUCAAGCGCUAGACGCAACUCUAGCAAAGUACGCAGACGCACUAAACAUGACGUCAAAACAACAAGAAGAACUGAAACAUAACAAGGAGCUUGAGAUGGACGAGCUCACAACAGAACUUCAGGAACAACAUCAAAACUAUCUGCGACAACUUGAACAACUAAUGCAGGAGAACGUGGAACUCAAGAAGAAGCUGAACCGAUCGGCCCCUGCGAUUUCGGCAAUCAAAAAUUACUAG
Trypanosoma theileri is the source of this 1317-nucleotide messenger RNA. RefSeq lists its product as uncharacterized. The record is from RefSeq and is a predicted model, not a curated record. Bases 1 to 1317 code for a protein of 438 amino acids. The transcript has a single exon. NCBI's taxonomy places the organism in Eukaryota, Euglenozoa, Kinetoplastea, Trypanosomatida, Trypanosomatidae.